AUGUUGAUUGUUCCGUGUCCUAUGACAUGUUUUGAAUCUGGUGCAUUCUUUAUGAAACAUUUUAGUGAAUUCAGUUGUCAGGCUCGUUGAGCCGACGACGGCGCCACGGUUCAUCACGCAGCCCUCAUCGACAACGCCCGUCGUCAGCGAAGGCCGUCACAAGAUCCUGCAGUGCUCAGCGCUAGGCGACCCAGCGCGUCGCGCGCCCAGCUGCGCAACCGUUGCCUGCAAGCCCUUAACGAGCCGGCCCUCGGCCCUCGCGCCCCUCUCCGCGGCCGGCGCGCAGACGGCGCCCGCACGCGGCGCCCGCGCGUUACGCGCGCGGGUUACGGCCCCGCGCUAAUUGCGGCCGCGCGGCGCCACGAGGCCAAAUAUCGGCAGGACGAUCAUGAAUUGGAUAGUGAUAGUGACCUGAGUAUUGAAAAUGUACUCGAGCAUCAGCAUUAUACUGGAUCGAAACAAGAACUUUCUGAUACUAAAUACGAAUGUUUAUCAAUGGAUAUGUCUUUUGGUAGUAAAUUGGGCGGCUCUGAUAUCGACUCAGCCUUUACCUUUACGGAAGAUAGUAUAGAAGAUACUUUCUAUGCUGUCGACCCUUCAGCGUCAUCGUACUCUGAAACGCAGGAAAUAGGACGAUUCUUGGUUCUUAAUUCUGUUCGCAAGGUGUAA
This is a messenger RNA of Gryllus bimaculatus (two-spotted cricket), 669 nucleotides long. Lineage: Eukaryota; Metazoa; Arthropoda; Insecta; Orthoptera; Gryllidae. The record is from the annotation of a GenBank genome assembly.